This is a messenger RNA of Moneuplotes crassus, 2625 nucleotides long. NCBI's taxonomy places the organism in Eukaryota, Ciliophora, Spirotrichea, Euplotida, Euplotidae. The record is from the annotation of a GenBank genome assembly.
AUGACAUGCUCAACUGAUAUAGUAAAUCGAAAAGGAUCUCAAGAAGAAAGCAAAUCAAAUGAUAGAGACGAAGAGCAAGAAGAGCCACCCAAACUUCAACAAAGUGGAGAACAGGAAGACCAAGAUGAAGAAGAUGCAGCGUUAACCACUAGAGUUAAUAUCAGUACCUCAUUGGAAUAUAACCCUCUUCUGUGAUUCAGAGAGGAAGAGAAGAAGCAAGAAGAAGAUAAAUGCACCAUAGUUGAGCGAACUAAGUUGAUGAAGCACCUUGGAGACUUAGAACAAACUCAGAUUGACUUAAAAAAUCUCAAAUCUAUCUAUGACAGCAGCUCUCUCAUUUCAGAUGAAAAGGGAAGAAGGAUGCAUCAGCUUGUAUGUAUCACAAUGUACAAUGAGCCAUACCUCCAAAUUUUCCAGACUCUGGUGGGUAUCUACAGGAACUAUUAUGAGCUACUCGAGAUAGACAAACAGUUUAGGGACAGGUUGGCCAUCGUGAUUAUAUGUGACGGCUAUCAAAUUUUUACAAAGGAAACUGAAGAGACUCCCUUGCAGAACUGGCAGAGAUAUCAAAUGGCGGGUCUUUAUGACCCCGAAUUUACUAAGAGCUAUUUGAAAACCCCCGAUGAGAAGGAUUCAGACAAGUCUCCAGAGUACAUGAAUAUCGAAGCUCUGAAGAACUGACAAGGACUAAGGGACAGCAACAAAUAUUAUGAUCUUGAGACAUCAAACCUAGCACAUUGAUAUUCAAGAUCAAUGUAUAUUGGAAAUUUUCUCCAAGGACUUACUGACUCUGAGAGGAAGAAACUUAAAGUUGACGAGUUGCUUUCACUCGAUUUUUUGUUUGGCAAUCAAACCACGACAAAAAUAACAACUUAUCAAUACGAAGCUGAGACUUUUCAGUGCUAUUUUCUGCUGGUAAAAUCUGAAAGGAGUGUUUUUUCAAAAAAAUAUCCUAUAAAUCUCUGAAUUUUCACAAAUAUUUUACAUUUUUAUCUAAAAAUUUGUUUAUUUUCAGUAAAGUUUUGGUUACGUUAUGAAAUAUCUUCACACAUUUCAUCUAGAUCUAUGCCUAUUGAUGUGCACUUGGUGAUCAAACAUCGCAAUAUGGGUAAAAUUGAGUCCCACCUGUGGUUCUUCAAAGGCUUCUGCAACACUCUAAAUCCUGAAAUUACCACUAUUCUUGAUGCAGGAACAAUCCCAAUGUGGAAAUCAAUCUCUCACAUGACCAUGUAUAUGGAGUUGUACAAAGAUGUUGGAGCAGUGUGAGGAGAGAUUGAGGUCAUACUCACUGAGAAAAAUGAUGAUGGCAAGGAAGUCACCUUCUUCCAAAGCGUUCUUCUCAGAUCCCAGUAUGGGGAGUACAAACUCUCCCAUUACCUCGACAAAGCUGCUGAGUCUUUUUUUGGUUACAUCUCUGUGCUGCCUGGUGCCUUCAGUAUGUUCAGGUGGGAAUGAAUUAAAGAAGAGCCACUCGAAGAGUUCUUAAAAGGGACUUCUAUUUCUGAUCCAUCAAAGCCGUAUCCAAGUUGCUGGGAAGGAAACAAGUUUUUGGCAGAGGACCGUAUCAUGCCGAUGGAGAUCAUCUCAAAGAAAAACGAAAAUUUUGUCAUCAAAUAUGUGCCUGGUUGUAAAGCCAAAACAGAUGCUCCUAAUAACUUUAUUACACUAAUAAAGCAAAGAAGGAGGUGGUUCAAUGGCUCAUUGUUUGCCACAUUAUAUGUUUUCACUCGAAUUAUGAAAGUGAAGAAUAGAAAACGUGAUAAAUGAUGAUUCUGGGAUAUUCUGAUCUAUUGGCUCUUCUUCAUUUACAUGUUUCUAAACACGCUCUUAGGACUUCUCAUAGUUGGGCUUCACUAUGCCACAUAUAGUAUCUUUGUAAGGUCAAUCUUCUAUGGCUCAAAGUGAAAUGAUGUGUUUGUUAUGGCUAACUUUUUGGAGUACCUCUACUUAGCCUUCCUAUUUUUCAUUUUCUUAUUCAGUAUUUGCAUCAGAUUGGAAUACUGCAGGGAAUAUUUUAAAGGCAUUGCCGCAUUCAUGGGAUUCUUCUCAUUUAUGAUGACCAUUGUGGUUCUUGCAGUUGCUAUGAAUCUCAAGCUUAGUGAAGGAGUAUAUAUAGCAAUCGCCGGCUUGGUCUGAACUUAUCUAUUCCCAAUGGUGCUCAAUUUUUCAGAUUUAAAACUGAUGGAUUUUAUUAAGGGAACAAUCUACAUCUUUUUCAUGAUCCCGACUUAUAUCAAUAUUAUGACAAUUUAUUCAAUAGCGAAUAUUCAUGAUGUCACUUGGGGCUCUAGAGGUUCGUCUGAGGGCUUUAAAUCUGAAAGCAAAAGAGAUCGUGCUCAAAGAAUAGAUUACGAAAACUUUCGCUUCUACUGUCUCUUGAUUUGGAGUGCUUGAAAUGCUAUUUUCAGUAGAUCCAUUAUCUACCUUUCUCAAGAGAAUGAGCAAGGAUCCCUAUCCAUAAUUGUUACCAUCUUUGGCGCCCUGAUUGUGGCCAAGCUGGUCUUCUCUUUUAUAUAUCAGAUGCAUUUCAAACGAAUCAGGUCUAAACUCAGAAAGAAUAUUAAGAAGCUAACAAAGGAAUCAGGGUAUAAACAUAAGGUUGGAGAAUAUAUAGAAUCUAGCUAA